This is a messenger RNA of Danio aesculapii, 2517 nucleotides long. It is a transcript of the gene pou2f1a, whose product is annotated as POU class 2 homeobox 1a. NCBI's taxonomy places the organism in Eukaryota, Metazoa, Chordata, Actinopteri, Cypriniformes, Danionidae. The coding region runs from base 8 to 1873 and encodes 621 amino acids. The record is from RefSeq and is a predicted model, not a curated record. Gene Ontology annotation, cellular component: nucleus. Gene Ontology annotation, biological process: regulation of transcription by RNA polymerase II. The transcript is spliced from 14 exons. Gene Ontology annotation, molecular function: RNA polymerase II cis-regulatory region sequence-specific DNA binding; DNA-binding transcription factor activity, RNA polymerase II-specific.
AUUCAAAAUGGCGGACAGAGGAUCAACGACUCAAGAUGAGCGCUCGACUGCAGAUUCCAGCGGCUGUCCUGCAGAUCUGAGUAAAAACACUAUGGAGAGCACAGCGCAAGCUCAAGCUAACGGUGUGGACGCGCACAAACCCGGUGUAGCGACAGGUGCGGUCGGAGGUGUGCAGACUCAGGCGCUGCUCCAACAGCUGAGCUUGACUCCUGCACAGCUGUUGCAGACGCAGCUCCUGGCCGCCGUGCAGCAGUCAGCAGGCCAGCAGAGCAGCACCACUGAAGCCAGUGCCCCCGCAGCCACGCCCAUCACCCUGUCACAGCCCAUUCAGAUCGCCUCUCAGCAGGGUCUGAAUCUGCCGCAGUUUGUGUUGGUGCAGCCGGGUCACUCCAUCAGUCCACAGAUUCAGCCGCAGUUCAUCCUGUCUCCGUCUGCUCAGGGUCCGACCGGUCUGCUGCAGCCGCAGAGUCUGCUGACGUCUCUACCUCAAAGCCAGACCACACAGACCAGCAUCGCCCUCACUACACAGGCGGCCACCCCGACGCGUAAGAUCGCCUCCAUGCCGGCUCCUGCUGCGCUGACACCGAAGCGUGCGGACGGAGUGUGUGUGGAGGAGGCCGGAGACCUGGAGGAGCUCGAGCAGUUCGCCAAAAACUUCAAGCAGAGACGCAUCAAACUGGGCUUCACACAGGGUGACGUGGGUCUGGCGAUGGGUAAGCUCUACGGGAAUGACUUCAGUCAGACCACCAUCUCCAGGUUCGAGGCUUUGAAUCUGAGCUUCAAGAACAUGUGCAAGCUGAAGCCGCUGCUGGAGAAAUGGCUGACCGACGCAGAGAACAUGUCGUCAGACUGUGUGGUGUCCAGCGCCAGUGAGAUGUCUCCAGGUGUCAGUGAGAGUCUGAACCGGCGGAGGAAGAAGAGAACCAGCAUCGAGACCAGCAUCAGAAUCGCUUUAGAGAGGAGUUUUCUGGAGCAGAGCCAGAAGCCGUCCUCAGAGGAGAUCACACUGAUUGCGGAUCAGCUUAGCAUGGAGAAGGAGGUUGUGCGUGUGUGGUUCUGCAACCGCCGGCAGAAGGAGAAGCGGAUCAAUCCACCCAGCAGCGGCGCAGGGUCUCCUGCAUCCGCCAUCAAGACCAUCUACAGCACACAGACUGCAGCGGUGUCCAGCGGCUCGAACACACUGACGGUGAAUCCUGUGGUUCCUCUGAGCUCCAGCAGCCUCUCGAACCUCACGCUCAGCGGUGGCGCUCUGGGGCAUGUGACCUCCAACACGCCCUCCGUCAUCUCCAUGGCACCUGCCAUCGCUACACCUGCACCCGCCGUGACCUCACAGACCCCGAGCUCCUCCGCCACCGCUGGUAAACAGGAACUACGGGCUGCCAUUUCCUCUGCUGCCACGCUUACACAGGGGGCGGGGCCGCUGAUCGUGACGGGUGCAGGACUGGGCGGAGCCAAUCUGACUGCAGUCGCUACGAGUUUAAACCCCACCAUCAUCACACCGUCACAGCUGACGCAAGGGGGGGCGCUGCUGAGCCUGACUCCUGCUCUGGGAAACACACUGAGUCCGGCGCUGAUGAACAAUAAUGCACUGGCCACCAUUCAGGCUCUUACAGGAGGUGCUUUUCCCCUGACGUCCAUUGACGGAAACACCAGCCUGCUAUUCGCCAACACCUGUGCAGCAAACCCUGCCCCCAGCCUGGUGACCACGCCCUUUUUCCUUAAUCCAUCCGGCCUCUCUUUGCUGCCGGCUAAUUUCCUGUCGGCGGGCGGGGCUGGAGGCGGAGCUCUCAACCUGCACCUGACCAGUGACGUGCAGCAGAAUCUUGUUGCCACGGCGACUAAGGGCGUGGCCCUGGCCUCGAAGGCUCAAUGAGCGAGUGCGGCUCCGCCCCAAUCAUGUUGCUGUUACCAAAAACACUGUGAGCGCAGGGCUGACGCCGCCGCCGCCGGGCAGGACUCUGCUCUCCAUCUCAGACUAACACCUGAAUUAACCAAAUACGAGACUCCUUUUCCACCGCCGCUGAUCUUUACCAGAGAAUAUUUGAGCUAACAGAGUUUAUAUUGACUUUCUACGAGGGUUUGUGUUUUUAUUAGCGGCUCUGAGACGGGCCGAGUGCAGAUUUAUAACCAAAAGUGUGUCAGAUGUUCAGCUGGAGGGUCUGCAGGAGGAGUGUGUGCUCCACGACACUUUAUAAAGACGGUUAGAAGCUUUACCUUACUGAGGAAUCAUGCGGCAGGACACACUACUGUCCCCACAACGCUUCCUCAUCUACACCUGUGUGUGUGUGUGUGUGUGUGUGUGUGUGUGUGAAUAUCCGCAGGUCUGUCCGCUGUCAGUGUCUGAUCUGUUCGUUUCUGUCAGGUUUUUCUCUCCUCACACUCAGCAUUAGUGUUCACUACUGUUUCUAAAGCCAAAGAUGUGUGUGUGUGUGUGUGUGUGUGUGUGUGUGUGUGUGCUGCUCUGCUGUUCUCCUCAAUCAUCUGUUCUGACACACACAAUGUUAAAGUGUGUAUAUA